AUGACUUCUGGAAUUCAAUAUCAAAUCAUCCCUCUGGCUGAUCGUGAGCACAACAAUAAAGUUGCAUCUCUUCUAGAAAACAAAUACAAAACCGCUAUUCAAAAACGGGUAACGCUGAACGAACGCUUCGGAGUUCUUGAAAAGGGAUACGCUCUUCAAGCUACGGAUCCAAUUGUGACCAAGAAAGGUGCAGAUGUCUUUUUCGUCGUUCAUGAUAAAAACUUGAUUUCAAAGAAAGAGUUUAUUGAGAACUACGUGGCCAAAAACCCCAACACCAGAGCGCACGAGGUCGAAGUUGAAGAAGACAAGGAAAACGCUCCCAGCAAAAAAUCCGCCCAAAAUACGACGAGUGUUGCUAAAAAAGAAAUCACAACCGACGAAUAUCUUCUUGAUAUCACCAAAUCUAUCCUAAAACCUAUCUAA
This is a messenger RNA of Caenorhabditis remanei, 423 nucleotides long. RefSeq lists its product as uncharacterized. The transcript is spliced from 3 exons. The record is from RefSeq and is a predicted model, not a curated record. NCBI's taxonomy places the organism in Eukaryota, Metazoa, Nematoda, Chromadorea, Rhabditida, Rhabditidae. The coding region runs from base 1 to 423 and encodes 140 amino acids.